This is a messenger RNA of Capsella rubella, 879 nucleotides long. RefSeq names its product germin-like protein subfamily T member 2. Bases 81 to 749 code for a protein of 222 amino acids. The transcript has a single exon. The record is from RefSeq and is a predicted model, not a curated record. Gene Ontology annotation, cellular component: cell wall. Gene Ontology annotation, molecular function: manganese ion binding. NCBI's taxonomy places the organism in Eukaryota, Viridiplantae, Streptophyta, Magnoliopsida, Brassicales, Brassicaceae.
ACUUGGCCAAAGACCAAAAUAAACCACUAUAUAUCUAGAAAACAGAGGAUGCUCUGUUUCAUCAUUCUCAAUCAAUAGCUAUGACUACUACUACUCUCCAACUCUCUUCUUCUCUUUUAAAGUCUUUCUUUCUAACGCUCUGUCUCUUAGUAAUCCCAUCUCUCUCAUCUGAUUCUGAUCCUUUGCAAGACUUCUGCGUUGGCGAUCUCAAAGGUUCUCCUUCCAUCAAUGGCUUUCCUUGCAAACCAGCCGUCUCCGCUUCUGACUUCUUCUACUCCGGGUUAAGUGGUCCUUUGAACACCACAAACGCUAACGGGAUAGCCGUGUCUCCCGCCAACGUCUUAACUUUUCCAGGUCUAAACACUUUAGGACUCUCGAUGAACAACGUUGAGUUCGCUCCAGGCGGUGUAAAUCCGCCUCACUCGCACCCUCGUGCAACCGAAGCUGGAGUUGUGAUCGAAGGAUCGGUUUUUGUGGGGUUCUUGACUACUAACAACACUCUGUUCUCGAAGGUAAUACAUGCGGGAGAGAUGUUCGUUGUCCCUAGAGGAUUGGUUCAUUUCCAAUGGAAUGUUGGUAAAGGGAAAGCGCGUUUGAUAACCGCUUUUAACAGUCAGCUUCCAGGAUCAGCUGUUCUGCCUAAUUCUCUCUUUGGCUCAAACCCUACGAUUCCAAAUGCGGUUUUGACCAAAACGUUUAGGACUGAUGAUGUUACUGUCAACAAACUCAAGUCCAAGUUUGCUGUUUGAUAUGUGUUUUGGUUUCUCAAAUGAUCUUUUUCAGUUCGAUUUUAUGGCAAUAACUACUUAUGUGUAACAAUUGGUAUGUAAAAUGCAAAAACAAAAACAAAAACAUUAAUAAGAUUCAUUUCUUUCUCUC